UAUGAGGGUUUUUUACUACAGCACUGUUUCAGGACCCAGAGGAAGACACACCUAAAACCGAGAGAAGUGCGUGCAAGAAACAAAAACCUUCAUGCGUCCUCCACGGCUUCUCCCGCCGCCCAGCUGAGCUCAUUCGACCACCGCAAAGUGUUUUAAAGUAAAAAAAAAAUAAAUUAAUAUAAGGUCUGGACCAGUCCGAGUUGCCAACAAGAUUGUUGCCUCGUGUGCGGACCAUCAUGGCAGAGCCUGACUACAUAGAUGGAGACUGUGACGAGCUCAUUAGGCCUAAGAAACUCAUCAAUCCAGUGAAGACCUCCAGGAACCACCAAGAUCUCCACCGGGAACUCCUUAUGAAUCAGAAGAGGGGUCUGGCUCCCCAGAACAAGCCUGAGCUACAAAAGGUGAUGGAGAAGAGGAAGAGAGAUCAAGUGGUGAAAGCUCAACUGGCAGAGCAAGAAGCUCAUAAGAAGCACAGUGACCUGGAGAUCGAACUCAUGAAGAGACAGCAGAAACUUGAACAGUUGGAGCUGGAGCAACAGAAGAUGGACGAGGAGCAGGAGAACACACCAGAAUUUGUCAAAAUGAAAAGCAAUCUAAGAAGAACCAAGCAGGAGGUGGAGGAGCAGGAGCGAACCAAUUAGACACGUUGCCGUAGAUUUGGAAAAUGUCCAUGGCACAUGAUGACAUGGCAACUGGACUGCAGUUUAUGGGGGUUUCCUGGUGUUCUUGCUCCAUGUGUUCCUGUGAAAAUAAGUGACCAUGUUUGGUUCCUUUUGCCUGCUUGCAGACAUGACCAGUAUUAACUUAACCUCUUUAUGCUGAACACCUGCAACAAACUAAGAGGGUGAAAGAAAAAUAAACACACUCUGAGACAUGACAAAGCAUCCUGGUCUUCACGGGCUGCGGGUGUUUGGUGAACUUGCAUCGCAAGACAAAAAGAACCUAUACAGAGUCUUUCCAUUUGUUUCUCUUUCUUUUCUUUUUUUGGAAAACUUAAAACCACUUAAAGAAUUUUUUUAAUUUUUUUUAUCCCCACAUUGAAAUGGGACACUGGAUGGACUCUUGUAAGCCAAAAUAAUGAGAUUUCUUUUUUCUUUCUGUUUUGCUUUGCCUUGGGAUGGAGAGGGUCUCCUGAGGACUUUCUGACUUCAUAAUCAAAACAAAAAAAUCAUGUCAUUUCAAUUUUGAAUUAUUGUCAGUACAUUGUUUCAAGAUUUGUUGUGUGAUGUACAGAGCGUGCGGGUUUAUUUUUUUCCAUUUCCCAUAUUUGUGCACUCAUCUCUUUAAAGCAAUAGUAGAUCUAGGUUGAUGUGUUUUCAGGUUUUUUUUUUUUUAUUUUUACAUAAAAUAUUGUUCAGUAUGUUAUUGAGUGCUGUGUUAAAGCACUCUGGAGAUGUUCCACAAGGGAGUAGCUGGUAGAGUUCGAGAAGCUCUAGAAACAAAGCCUUGGUUUGUUAGUUCAGUAUUGAAAACUCUUAGAUUUAUGUAGAUUUGAGCCAAUAAUGAACCGGUGAUGCUGACUUUAAAAUUGUAAACCCUCUUUUAAUAAAUAUUAUUUUGUCAUGUUA
Molecule: messenger RNA, 1568 nt
Organism: Silurus meridionalis
Lineage: Eukaryota; Metazoa; Chordata; Actinopteri; Siluriformes; Siluridae
Gene: fam107b
Product: family with sequence similarity 107 member B
Exons: 4
Coding region: 237-641 (134 amino acids)
Source: RefSeq, a predicted model, not a curated record